This is a messenger RNA of Suricata suricatta (meerkat), 1003 nucleotides long. It is a transcript of the gene TMEM42, whose product is annotated as transmembrane protein 42. The transcript has 3 exons. The record is from RefSeq and is a predicted model, not a curated record. Lineage: Eukaryota; Metazoa; Chordata; Mammalia; Carnivora; Herpestidae. Bases 48 to 527 code for a protein of 159 amino acids.
GCGGGUGGCGGGUGCGCCCGGAGCCCGGCGAGGUGGCCGCGAGCACCAUGGCCGAGAGGCAACAGUCUCUAGGUGGCCCCGUGUGCCCGGCCGCCUACCCCGACGCCCCCGCGGAGUUCCCCCCGCACCUCCAGGCCGGGGCGAUGCGGCGCCGCUUUUGGGGCGUGUUCAACUGUAUGUGCGCCGGCGCCUUCGGGGCCCUGGCCGCCGCCUCCGCCAAGCUGGCCUUCGGCAGCGAGGUGAAUAUGGUCUUCUGCGUCAUAGGCAUCGUCGUGAUGGCCACUGCCAAUUCUCUCAUGUGGACGUUCUUUAGCCGGGGCCUCAGUUUCUCCAUGUCUUCAGCCAUCGCUUCUGUCACGGUGACUUUUUCAAACAUCCUCAGCUCGGCCUUCCUGGGCUUUGUGCUGUACGGAGAGUGCCAGGAGGUCUUGUGGUGGGGAGGCGUGUUCCUCAUCCUGUGCGGACUCAGCCUGAUCCACAGGAAGCUGCCGCCGAGCGAGAAGGCCCCCUCACUCAAGCAGCAGUAACAUCGGGUGGCGGGACGGACCAGCCGCAGCGACAGUGUGGUGGCACGGGGAACGGGCUGGCGCAUGGGGGCAUAUGCUGUCUGAGCGCAGCCAGUGGAAGGCACCCUUGGGGGAGGCAGGCCCCUGACCCAGCAGCCGGGAGGGUGGCCAGCCGGAGCUUCUGGAAUGGAAAGGACAUCCACAGUUGUGUUCUGCCUGGAGCCUUCUCCACGCCCGCAUGGCACUUCUGAUUCUCACGCUCCUGGGCCCGCCCAGUGCCCCUUGGCGAUGCUGGAGACCCUGGGCUUGGUCUGCUCAGCAUCUGGCCUUGAGACCGCGCUGCAAUUGUAGUCCCGUCGCGUCGUAACAUCAGACUCCGUUCCUGGUGGAGCUUUCUGACGGCUCCACGCGGACGUAACAGGACAUCUGUGUCCUGCUUCUGCAGUGCAGCAAGGAAAGGAAAACUGGAUUAAUAAACACUUUUUGAUCAGUUAGAA